AUGAUACUGUCAAAAACACUUAAACUAAGAACUAUGGCAACCAUGAGGACGUGGAAUGAGUCUGUGGUGAUUAUGGACAAAAAAUCUAAGUUCCAGGGAAGGUGUUGCAGUAUAAAAAGUCAAGACGAAAUUCCUAAGAUUCUACAAACUUUGGUAGAUUCUAACAAAUCGGUGAGCAAAGCAAGCCACCAGCAUAUGUAUGCAUGGAGAACGGGUGAAACCGCAGUAGUACAAGUUCUGGGCUCAAAAAGAGGUAAAAAGGGUGCAAAAGUAGAGACUCAAAUACGGAACUUGGAACAAGGCUUUAGUGAUUGUGGGGAAGCUGGGGCAGGACAAAGAUUACUCGUACUACUUGAAAGAAGCGGUGUAGUGAAUGUUUUAGUUGUGGUUACGCGUUGGUACGGAGGAACCCCACUAGGUAGUGCACGGUUUAGACACAUCGCGGCUGCCGGUGUUGAAAGCCUUAAGAAGUCUGGUUGGAUUUCGUGA
Messenger RNA from Lachancea nothofagi CBS 11611, 489 nucleotides. The record is from the annotation of a GenBank genome assembly. Lineage: Eukaryota; Fungi; Ascomycota; Saccharomycetes; Saccharomycetales; Saccharomycetaceae.